Fusarium vanettenii 77-13-4 is the source of this 3204-nucleotide messenger RNA. RefSeq lists its product as uncharacterized. Gene Ontology annotation, molecular function: P-type calcium transporter activity; ATP hydrolysis activity; ATP binding. Lineage: Eukaryota; Fungi; Ascomycota; Sordariomycetes; Hypocreales; Nectriaceae. Bases 1 to 3204 code for a protein of 1067 amino acids. Gene Ontology annotation, cellular component: plasma membrane. The transcript has 4 exons. Gene Ontology annotation, biological process: calcium ion transmembrane transport; intracellular calcium ion homeostasis. The record is from RefSeq and is a predicted model, not a curated record.
AUGGAAAGCCACGUCUCUGGUCAAUCCAAUAAGCCUCUUUCGCGUCCAGCGCAUGCUUUACCGGCCGAUAGGGUUGUUGGAGAGCUCAAGUCGAGCCCAGAGACCGGUCUGACCGCUGCUGAGGCGGCCCAGAGACUUUUGGAAUAUGGCCCCAACGACUUGGGCGAGGAAGAGGGUGUCAAGCCCAUCAAGAUCUUCAUCGCCCAGGUGUGCAACUGCAUGACACUUGUCCUAAUCCUCGCUCUCGCUGCCAGUCUCGGCAUCAAAGCCUGGAUCGAAGGCGGCGCCCUCGCAGCCAUCAUCCUCCUCAAUAUCGUCAUAGGCUUCUUCCAAGACCUGCAAGCCGCAAGAACCGUCCACUCGUUAAAGUCCCUCAGCCAGCCCACCGCCAGCGUGUUCCGAGAUGGCAAGACCAUCGUCGUCCAAACCAGCGAGAUUGUCCCCGGCGACAUCAUCGACCUCAAGAUGGGCGACUCGGUACCAGCAGAUAUCCGAAUCUUGGAUGCUGUCAACUACGAGACGAACGAAGCCUUGCUCACUGGAGAGUCGCUACCAGUGCGGAAGAACCCAACGAUGCAAUUCGACGAUGAUACUGGUCCUGGAGACCGACUCAAUGUCUGCUACAGCUCCACCAUUGUCACAAAGGGUCGUAGCAAGGGAGUCGUGUUUGCCACCGGAGCGUACACCGAGAUUGGAGCCAUCGCAGCUGCCCUUAACGAUACAGGACGAAAGAAGAGAGAAGUCAAGCGAGACGAGAACGGCAAAGCAACCUUGGGCGCUCGCCUGACUAAGUGGCUGUUGACCAUCGGUGAUACGAUCGGCGAGUUUCUGGGAGUCAAUGUCGGAACGCCUCUCCAGCGAAAACUGUCACAGCUGUUUCUUUACGUCUUUGGUUUUGCAGUCGUUUGUGCCAUCAUUGUCCUUGCCGCCAACAAGUUCGAUCCUCGAAAGGACGUCAUUAUCUAUGCCGUCGCCACGGCUGUCGGCACUCUGCCAGUCUCGUUGAUCUUGGUCCUGACUAUCACGAUGGCUGCUGGUACGAAGCAGAUGGUCAACCGCAAGGUGGUGGUGAGGAACAUGCAGAGCUUGGAGGCACUUGGAGGUGUUACCAACAUCUGCUCCGACAAGACUGGUACCCUCACUCAGGGAAAGAUGGUCGUCAAGAUGGCCUGGCUUCCAGGAUUUGGCACCUACUCCGUUCCGUCGACCAACGAGCCUUACAACCCUGAGGUCGGUGACAUCGAGUUCACGCCCUUCUCUCCUACGGAGCUGCCUUCAAACACCGACGAGCCCAAGUGGAACACGAUCGAUCGAAACACAGAGCCCAGCACCAACCAGGCGGUGCAGAACUACUUGAACAUUGCCUCUCUUGCAAACCUGGCAACUGUAGGCUUCGAAAGCGAGGAAGGCGGGCCCCAAGAGUGGCGCGUUCAAGGCGACCCUACCGAGAUCGCCAUCCAGGUCUUUGUCACUCGCUUCAACUGGAACCGCAUGACUCUCUCUGCCGGAUCAAACCCUAAGUGGACCCAGCUCGCUGAGUUUCCUUUCGACUCCGAGGUCAAGAAGAUGUCGGUCGUUUUUCAAGAUAACACUACUGGCGAGAGACAUCUCUUCACCAAGGGUGCUGUCGAACGUGUUCUUAGCAGCUGCGUCUCGAUGGAAGUUGGUGACGAUGUCAAACCAAUGGACGACACCGCAAAGGACAGCAUCUUGGAGAAUAUGGAAGCUUUUGCCCGUCUUGGCCUUCGAGUCCUUGCUCUUGCCAGCAGGACGCCCGUUCAUGGCCUUCCUGAAGACUUGUCUGUGGCCAUGGAUCGAUCUGACUUUGAGAAGGACUUGACCUUCCACGGUCUUAUCGGUAUCUAUGAUCCUCCCCGGCCUGAGACUCGUGGUAGCGUGCAGAUGUGCCAAAAGGCUGGCAUCAGCGUGCACAUGCUUACUGGAGACCACCCUGAAACUGCUCGAGCCAUCGCCGCUGAUGUUGCCAUCAUUCCAUCUGCCGACAGAAUGAGACUCAUCCGCGCUGACGUUGCCAAGAACAUGGUUAUGGCCGCGCAUGAUUUCGAUCACUUGUCCGAUGCUGAACUAGACGCCAUGCCUGAGCUUCCCCUUGUCGUCGCUCGAUGCUCUCCCACCACAAAAGUUCGCAUGAUUGAAGCUCUUCAUCGCCGCGGUCGAUACGUAGCCAUGACGGGCGACGGUGUUAACGAUAGUCCUAGCUUGAAGCACGCCGACGUUGGUAUCGCCAUGGGUCUCAACGGUUCAGAUGUUGCCAAGGAGUCUUCCGACAUUAUCCUAACUGACGACAACUUUGCAUCUAUUCUCAACGCCAUCGAGGAAGGUCGCCGCAUCUUUGACAACAUUCAGAAGUUCAUUCUACAUGUUCUUGCUGCUAACGUCGCAUUUGUUAUUUGCCUCCUUGUUGGACUAGCGUUCAAGGAUGAUAGUGGUGUUUCCAUCUUUGUCCUGACUCCUGUGGAGAUCAUUUGGAUGCUUUUGGUUGCUGGUGCUUUUACUGAGACUGGCCUUGGCUUCGAGCAGGCUUCUCCCGACAUUCUCCGCCGACCGCCUCAAAGUCUCAAGUACGGCGUGUUUACUCCCGAGUUCCUUGUCGAUCUUGGAGUCUACGGAAUUCUGAUGCUCAUCUCCAUUCUUGGGUCCUCUGUUGUCGUCCUGUAUGGCUUCAACAACCAGGGUCUCGGACACGACUGCAAUACGAAGUACUCGGAAUCCUGUGAGCCGGUCUUUUCGGCCCGGUCUACCGCAUUCACCACCAUGACCUGGGACUUUCUCCUCUUUGCUUGGCAGCUAGUCGACUCUCGCCGGUCAUUCUUUGCAGAAAUCUUUGAGCAAGGCGGCAGCUUCAAGGCUUGGACCAUGCGCCUGUGGAAGAACCCUUUCCUCUUCUGGUCUGUUACCAUCAGCACUGUCCUACUACCGCCGACUCUUUACAUCCCCGUCAUCAACCGUACCGUCUUUAUGCACAGCCCCAUCGACUGGGAGUGGGGAGUCAUCUUCAUCGCCGUGGGUGUCUUCUUUGCCGGUGCAGAAGGAUACAAGUGGUUCAAGCGUGUGUACUUCCGCCGAACCGUGGCCAAGGAAUUUAGGGGCGAGGUCACUGACGUGGAACUGUAUGUGUUUGGCCGACACAUUGACUCUGACAUGGGGAGCGACUCCAACUAUGACAUGGGCCGAAAGUCAUGA